Molecule: messenger RNA, 2147 nt
Organism: Lindgomyces ingoldianus
Lineage: Eukaryota; Fungi; Ascomycota; Dothideomycetes; Pleosporales; Lindgomycetaceae
Exons: 2
Coding region: 84-2147 (687 amino acids)
Biological process (GO): DNA-templated transcription; regulation of DNA-templated transcription
Molecular function (GO): DNA-binding transcription factor activity, RNA polymerase II-specific; zinc ion binding; DNA binding
Source: RefSeq, a predicted model, not a curated record
CGGCUCCCAGAAUUCGCUAUCUCUGGAAUGUCUUCGCACAAUUUAUAUCAUUUACACCGAGAUCCUUCAAAUCAACCGUCGUGAUGGGAACCAAGGAGCAGCGUGCACGUCGGACGGUGAAGGCUUGCGUCAUCUGCCACAAGAAAAAGGUACGGUGUGACAUCGACGAGGUAUCUGGAGAUGUAUGCACGCCGUGCACAAGAGAUGGAUACGAUUGCAUACCUCGAGAGCGAAAACGGAAACGGUUUACCUUCAGUCCAUCACCUCCAGCACGCCGACGGGUUGACAGCCAGGCCAGUACGAACGGAAGUCUAUCUGAAGCUAGCCAAGUUACGUGUUCAGCUGGCCUUUCAAAGCCUCACGACGGCAACGUGAAAUCAGGGAAUGAACUUGGACGAAAGCUCUCUGAUGCAACGAGUCUCCAACACCCUUCCCACGUCCUAGACCAACAUCCAGACCUAGCUUAUCCGACACCUCAUAACAGUGUUCGUUCCAGUAUGACGGAAUCCACCUUUCCCUCUUCGACAUCGCACACGUCGACUAAUGUGAGCUACCUCGGCCGACUUGAGUACCUUCGCAACGAUGUUCCCGUGAAUGACGAUGCAGGUCUUCCUAACAAGGUUCCCCAUCGACUAUCUGAUACCGAUCUCGAAAUCUUACAAGUGCAAAGAGUGUCCGAACUCCCGCCUAGGUCGGUCCGCGAAUCGCUUAUGGACGCUUUCUGGACACGAUGUUAUCCAUGGACACCGGUUGUGGAGAGGAGCUGGAUAGACGAUCGAAUUCCCAAUCAAGUAUCUCUUUUGCUGCAGCAUGCUAUUUUCCUAGCUGGAAGCAGGGUAUCUGCACCGUUACCGAAUUACCCACCGGAAGACUUCUACAAGAGAGCUCGGGUCUUGUUCUGGAUGGGUGCCGAAGAGAAUCCUAUCAUAACUAUUGCCGCAGCCUGUCUACUACAUUGGUGGAAUCCGGAAGGCCCGGAGCAGGUCUCGCUAGACACGAGCAGCUUCUGGCUCCGAAUAUGUAUUGGCCUAGCAUAUCAGGUUGGGUUACAUAGGGAACCGAAUGGGAAACCGGAUGCAGGGCUUAGAAAACGAAUAUGGUGGUCUUUGGUAGUGCGAGACUGUUUAAUCAACGCCGGACAUGGAAGACCAAGAGCAAUCGAUUUGAAGCUAGCUGAUGUCUCGCCCAUUUCUGUCUUGGAUUUCGAGGGUAUGCUUGACCCGGCGAACUUGUUCUCGACGUAUGUCGGAAUUUCAUGCAUACUAGGUGAUCUCACACAAAGCUACCUCCGCAAACACGGGCUCCAAGAGCACAAAAAAUCACUCGAAGACAGAGUCUUCCGAUGGCUCAAAACACUCCCCAAUAAUCUACAACUGUGUCGACCUGUAGACGGCCGACCGCUCAAGCAGUACAGCUUUGAGGCCCGGCAACUGCAUGUACAGUAUUUCACCGUACUAAUAAUCCUCAAUCGACCAUCCGAGCCCAAAAACGUUCCAUCCACAGAAUCGUUACUCGCUUCUUCCUUUGUUGCUGGCAUCUACGAGGAUUUCAUGGCUCGCGAUGAACUGCGCUACCUGGGGCCUAUUUUCACUUUCUAUUGCCUCACGGCUGGCAUGGCGCAGCUCUCAUGCUAUCGAUACUCCGGCCUCGUCGACAUUGCCGAAGAAAACCUUGUUAUCAUGGGUCGAGCAUUGGAGGAAUUGGGUAAGCGAUGGCCGAGCGCAGUAGGAAGCCUGAAACACCUAAUGGAUGUCCGCGAGAAAGUGACCCAACGACCUCUUCUCGGUCACUUCCCAGAUGUUAAUCUUCCCAACACCACACUCCAAUUCUUCUCAGACUUUGGGCCAGACCUUUGCCGUAUGUGGGGUCCGAUUCACCAGCGACUUCCCCAGACUUCCUCCAUUGCCCCGAGAGAAUUGGAAACGGCAGGCAUACUGCAAGGAUUAAGGGCACCGGCGGCUCAGCCACUUGAUCUAGAUUUGAGCUCGAAUUCAACAGCCCAGCACCAGAUGCUAGGCAAUCAGGUAGUUGCUGGUGGAGGAAGUCUGGAGCCUACUUUACUUCAACCUCAGGAAUGGUUCGGCCCAUAUGGUGGCAUUGGGAACUGGCUGAUGGUAGACUGGGACCAGGGCUUUGGUUGGUCAUGA